Molecule: messenger RNA, 1831 nt
Organism: Siniperca chuatsi (mandarin fish)
Lineage: Eukaryota; Metazoa; Chordata; Actinopteri; Centrarchiformes; Sinipercidae
Gene: fhl3b
Product: four and a half LIM domains 3b
Exons: 7
Coding region: 401-1240 (279 amino acids)
Biological process (GO): actin cytoskeleton organization
Cellular component (GO): Z disc; stress fiber; nucleus
Molecular function (GO): actin binding; transcription coregulator activity
Source: RefSeq, a predicted model, not a curated record
GGAAAGGUUUGGUUUUACGCACCAGACACAGAUGCUUCAGUCAGUGAAAACCAGUCAGUUUUCAGCUCGCAGGAGUCCACGGAGGAUUUAAUUACCUGUCAUUUUAUACACCCGAGCAGCGCAAGCGGUCAAACCUCUCAGAUCCUGCAGAGACGGAGUCUCUUGUGAGCAUCUCCAGAGGCUGCUGAUGCGCAAAGAGAGAUUACAAAUUUUCUUCUGGAGACUCAGCAAACCCCACCUCCGGCACCGCUCAUAGUUUCCAUCACCGCACACCAUCCCCACACCACCAUCAUGUUCCAAUCCAUUUGGAUGAAAUUAAUACAUUCAUUGAAACUAUCCAGCUCUGGUUGCAUUCUCCCUCCUGAAGAAAUAUGAAUGAGGUCAGCCAGAGAAAGACAUCAUGAGUGACCAGUUCGACUGCAAAAACUGCAACGAGUCCCUGUGCGGACGCAAAUACAUCCAGGUGGAGGACAACCCUCACUGCAUUCCCUGCUACGACCGUCUGUAUGCCAACACCUGCCAGGAAUGUAAAGAAAUCAUUGGGCAUAAUGCCAAGGAGCUCUUCUAUGAGAAUAGACAUUACCACGUGCACUGUUUUCGCUGUUUCCGCUGCGACCGUUCUCUGGCAGAUGAGCCCUUCACCAGCCAGGAAGACGCACUGGUGUGCAGCGACUGCUACUGCAACGAGUUUUCCUCCAAGUGCGUGGCCUGCGAUAAGACAGUCAUGCCAGGAUCGAAGAUGUUGGAGUACGGCGGCUCCUCGUGGCACGAGGACUGUUUUGUGUGUCACGGCUGUGAGAAGCCGAUCGGUGCCGAGGCCUUCAUCCCAGACAACAACAACUACUACUGUGUGCCGUGCUACGAGGGCAGGUUUGCUCCUCAGUGCAGCCACUGCAAAAAGGCUCUGACUAAAGGAGGGGUGACCUACAAGGACGAGGUGUGGCACAAAGAGUGUUUUCUCUGCACGGGCUGUAAAGCUCCGCUGGCUGGCCAACCCUUCACCUCGCAGGGGGAAAGUCCGUACUGUGUCAAGUGUUUCAGCAGCCUGUACGCCAAAAAGUGUGCCGGCUGCAACACAGCCAUCACAGGGUUUGGAGAUGGGAAGUAUGUUUCUUUUGAGGACCGACAGUGGCACCAGCCAUGCUUUAAGUGUUCGCGCUGCUCUGUGUCGCUGGUGGGCUCCGGCUUCUUCCCCGACCGCGACCAGAUUCUGUGUACAGACUGCAACAACGACGACUGACCACCGCUAACUACACCUGCAACACCUGCACCUGGCGCAGCAAAUACCAAACACUGCUGACACCAGCAGAAAAACUUCUAAACCUCAGCCUUGCACAUGAACGCUGCAAUAUUACUAAUUCACUCACAGUGUAAAGCUGAUACAAUACAAAGCUCAGUAUUUACAACUCAAAACUCUCGUCAGCAUUUAACACAUUGAAAUUCUGCAGAAAUGCCCUGUGAUGUAUGUGUAUGACUUUGUUUUUCUUUAUUUUAUAUGUUUUGUACAUCAAAGACUAAAUAAAAUACACAAAAGAUACAUGUAAACCUUUAAACGGUUUGUUCAUUCAUAAAGGUGGUAAUACAUCAUACACAUCAACACUUUUUUUCAUGACGGCUAGAUAGAACCAAAACUUUAAUGUUAUGUCCUAUGCUUGGCAGAUAUAUUUCAAUAUUCAAUUUAUAAAGCUGCCCUUCUUCUUCUCCUCCAACUACUUGCUGUAUGUAAACUUAUUUGUUGAAAAUGAACUGUUGCAAAAACUUACAACUGUUUUCUUUUCAGCUUAAAACAAUCUUUACUUGUGUACAUGCAAUAAAAAUGUCAUAAAACAAA